ACAGCGAGGUCGGCAGCGGCACAGCGAGGUCGGCAGCGGCACAGCGAGGUCGGCAGCGGCACAGCGAGGUCGGCAGCGGCAGCGAGGUCGGCAGCGGCACAGCGAGGUCGGCAGCGGCAGCGAGGUCGGCAGCGGCGCGCGCUGUGCUCUUCCGCGGACUCUGAAUCAUGGCGACCACGGCCACGAUGGCGACCUCGGGCUCGGCGCGAAAGCGGCUGCUCAAAGAGGAAGACAUGACUAAAGUGGAAUUCGAGACCAGCGAGGAGGUGGAUGUGACCCCCACGUUCGACACCAUGGGCCUGCGGGAGGACCUGCUGCGGGGCAUCUACGCUUACGGUUUUGAAAAACCAUCAGCAAUCCAGCAACGAGCAAUCAAGCAGAUCAUCAAAGGGAGAGAUGUCAUCGCACAGUCUCAGUCCGGCACAGGAAAAACAGCCACCUUCAGUAUCUCAGUCCUCCAGUGUUUGGAUAUUCAGGUUCGUGAAACUCAAGCUUUGAUCUUGGCUCCCACAAGAGAGUUGGCUGUGCAGAUCCAGAAGGGGCUGCUUGCUCUCGGUGACUACAUGAAUGUCCAGUGCCAUGCCUGCAUUGGAGGCACCAAUGUUGGCGAGGACAUCAGGAAGCUGGAUUACGGACAGCAUGUUGUCGCGGGCACUCCAGGGCGUGUUUUUGAUAUGAUUCGUCGCAGAAGCCUAAGGACACGUGCUAUCAAAAUGUUGGUUUUGGAUGAAGCUGAUGAAAUGUUGAAUAAAGGUUUCAAAGAGCAGAUUUACGAUGUAUACAGGUACCUGCCUCCAGCCACACAGGUGGUUCUCAUCAGUGCCACGCUGCCACACGAGAUUCUGGAGAUGACCAACAAGUUCAUGACCGACCCAAUCCGCAUCUUGGUGAAACGUGAUGAAUUGACUCUGGAAGGCAUCAAGCAAUUUUUCGUGGCAGUGGAGAGGGAAGAGUGGAAAUUUGACACUCUGUGUGACCUCUACGACACACUGACCAUCACUCAGGCGGUCAUCUUCUGCAACACCAAAAGAAAGGUGGACUGGCUGACGGAGAAAAUGAGGGAAGCCAACUUCACUGUAUCCUCAAUGCAUGGAGACAUGCCCCAGAAAGAGCGGGAGUCCAUCAUGAAGGAGUUCCGGUCGGGCGCCAGCCGAGUGCUUAUUUCUACAGAUGUCUGGGCCAGGGGGUUGGAUGUCCCUCAGGUGUCCCUCAUCAUUAACUAUGAUCUCCCUAAUAACAGAGAAUUGUACAUACACAGAAUUGGGAGAUCAGGUCGAUACGGCCGGAAGGGUGUGGCCAUUAACUUUGUAAAGAAUGACGACAUCCGCAUCCUCAGAGAUAUCGAGCAGUACUAUUCCACUCAGAUUGAUGAGAUGCCGAUGAACGUUGCUGAUCUUAUCUGAAGCAGCAGAUCAGUGGGAUGAGGGAGACUGUUCACCUGCUGUGUACUCCUGUUUGGAAGUAUUUAGAUCCAGAUUCUACUUAAUGGGGUUUAUAUGGACUUUCUUCUCAUAAAUGGCCUGCCGUCUCCCUUCCUUUGAAGAGGAUAUGGGGAUUCUGCUCUCUUUUCUUAUUUACAUGUAAAUAAUACAUUGUUCUAAGUCUUUUUCAUUAAAAAUUUAAAACUUUUCCCAUAAACUCUAUACUUCUAAGGUGCCACCACCUUCUCUAGUAACUUACUGUGUAGUCUUGGGUCAUUUCACUCACUUUUCUUUUUUUCUUUUCUUUUUCUUUUUUUUUUUUGAGACAGUCUCCCUCUGUUGCCCAGGCAGGAGCGCAGUGGCGUGAUCUCCUCUCACCGCAAGCUCCACUUCCUGGGUUCAUGCCAUUCUCCUACCUCAGCCUCCCACGUAGCUGGGAGUACAGGCGGCCGCCACCAUGCCAGGCUAAUUUUUUUGUAUUUUCAGUAGAGACGGGGUUUCACCGUGUUAGCCAAGAUGGUCUCGAUCUCCUGACCUCGUGAUCCACCCACCUCGGCCUCCCAAAGUGCUGGGAUUACAGGCGUGAGCCACUGCACCCGGCCCAUUUCACUCACUUUUCUAAUCUUUUUUUUUGGAAAGAGUUUCAUCGUUGAUGAGUUUUGCUCUGCUGCCCAGGCUGAAGAGCAGUGGCACCAUCACAACUCAUUGCAGCCACAACCUCCUGGGCUCAAGCGAUCCUCUCACCUCACCCUCCUGAGUAGCUGGGACUACAGGUGCAUGCCAGCACAUCUGGCUAAUAUUUAAAUUUUUUGUAGAGACAGGGUCUCACUUUGUGGCCUAGGCUGGUCUGUCACUCAUGGGUUUAAGUGAUUCUCCCAUCUUGGCCUUACAAAGUGCUGGGAUAACAGGUGUGAGCCACCAUGCCUGGCCUCAUUUUUCUAAUUUUUUUUUUUUGUUGUUUUUUUGAGAGCCCAGGAUCUCCCUGUCGCCCAGGCAGGAGUAUAGUGGCAGGAUCAUGACUUACCACAAUGUUGACAAACUAAAACAGAUAAUUAUCUGUUUAAAUAUUUAAAUUAUUAAAGUAUUUAAGUUAUCUGUUGAAA
Messenger RNA from Homo sapiens (human), 2524 nucleotides. RefSeq names its product eukaryotic translation initiation factor 4A3 (gene EIF4A3). Lineage: Eukaryota; Metazoa; Chordata; Mammalia; Primates; Hominidae. Gene Ontology annotation, cellular component: postsynapse; cytoplasm; nucleus. Gene Ontology annotation, molecular function: RNA stem-loop binding; RNA helicase activity; ATP hydrolysis activity. The coding region runs from base 168 to 1403 and encodes 411 amino acids. The record is from RefSeq and is marked reviewed. The transcript has 12 exons. Gene Ontology annotation, biological process: regulation of translation at postsynapse, modulating synaptic transmission; negative regulation of selenocysteine incorporation; negative regulation of excitatory postsynaptic potential.